AUGGCCACUGACAAGGAAACACCCGAGGCAAUGGUCAGCUCUUCCCCCGAAGAUGUUGACCCAGUCGCAAAGAACAAUGAAGAGAUAUUGAAAGAAUCUUGGUCGAGACGCUCACUCAUCAUAGCGUACACCAGUCUGUUCGCUGCUACCUUUAUCCUAUCGUUUAUCAAAUAUUCGACAAAAGUAUACGAUGCAUAUGCCACAAGCUCAUUUUCGAAGCAUGCCGCGCUUACGACAGCGAAUGUGGUAUUCGGAAGAGCUGAAGGUUUCGCCUUGUCAAUCACAACCAUGGUGCUUGGUCAAGUACUGUACGCUGCGUGCCAAGACGUGGGUACAUAUGUGGCUGGGGGAAUUUUCGAGGCCAUUGGCGAUACUGGUUACGCAGUAAUGCAACAAAUAUUCAUUGCUGACACAACCAACCUGCUGAACCGCGGCCUUUGGUCAUCAUUACCAGAGUCCGUCACUGCCAUACCAACAUUGUAUCUGGGUACCAUCGUGGCGGACCAGGUCCUAGCCGAAUCAACGUGGCGAUGGGGAUACGGCAUGUGGGCACUCAUACUCCCUUUCUGUUCUGUACCCCUAGUUGUAACGAUGUAUAUCCUGCAACGUCGGGCAAAGAAGAAUGGAUACAUGAAGAGUUCCCUAUGGAGCGCUGCCGACGUAGAGAACACCUCUCUUCCGCACCGUCUUCGCCAGUUGUUUGUCACCGAGCUAGACCUUUUCGGUGCUUUCCUUCUGGUGGUUGGGCUUGGCCUUACUCUCAUUCCCUUGACUCUGACAGGAUCCAAGAACAGCGACAAAUGGCAACAGGGAUCAUUCAUUGCCAUGCUAGUGGUGGGAAUCGCCAUCACGAUUGCAUUUUUUGUAUGGGACGUCAAGUUUGCUGCCAAGCCGUUCGUUCCGUUUCGCAUGAUCCGUGAGCGGACAGUCGUGGCGGCGUGUCUACUAUCCAUCCUGGAUUUCUUUCACUACUCUUGUUUCACCAUAUUCUUCCCGAGCUAUCUUCAAGUUGCCGGAGGCUACUCUGCAGGCCAUGCCUCGCGUAUUGAUAACGCCCUUCGUGUCACAUUCCAGAUUUCCUCUGUACUAGUAGGCCUCGCUAUGAAGUACUCAAAGCGCUCUCAGAUCUUCGUCUUCAUUGGCGUGCCCCUGUGCGUUCUUGGCCAGGGCCUUCAGAUCUACUUUACAAACAUGCAUGGAACCCACGCGGCCAGUGAAAUCUGCUUUAUUACUGCCAAGACACUCGUCGGUCUGGGACGCGGGUUCUACCAGACGGCAGCCCAAGUCUCCAUACAGUCGCUGGUCCCUCGCGAAGACGUUGCCGUCGUCACAGGUGUCUAUUUUGCUGCCAUGAAUUUUGGAGCUGCGAUUGGAACCAGCGUGAGCGGUGCAAUCUGGAACUCCUUGCUUCCUGCAAAACUGACGGAAUAUCUCCCCGAGGAGGCGAAACCCCAAGCUCAAGCCAUAUACAAAUCAAUCACGGUGGCCAAAAAGUAUGCCCAAGGGACCAUUAUUCGUGCUGCAAUCGAUCAAGCAUACAGAGAAACACAACAGCGCUUGGCAAUUGCAGCCACCGCUGCCCUUGCACCGAUGCUUCUGAUCAUGUUUUUCUUGAAAAAUGUCGAUCUGUCGGUCAAGAAGUAA
Pestalotiopsis fici W106-1 is the source of this 1644-nucleotide messenger RNA. RefSeq names its product Siderophore iron transporter mirA. NCBI's taxonomy places the organism in Eukaryota, Fungi, Ascomycota, Sordariomycetes, Amphisphaeriales, Sporocadaceae. Bases 1 to 1644 code for a protein of 547 amino acids. The transcript has 7 exons. The record is from RefSeq and is a predicted model, not a curated record. Gene Ontology annotation, molecular function: siderophore-iron transmembrane transporter activity. Gene Ontology annotation, biological process: siderophore transmembrane transport.